Corticium candelabrum is the source of this 507-nucleotide messenger RNA. RefSeq lists its product as uncharacterized. Gene Ontology annotation, biological process: protein ubiquitination. The coding region runs from base 1 to 507 and encodes 168 amino acids. The transcript is spliced from 6 exons. The record is from RefSeq and is a predicted model, not a curated record. NCBI's taxonomy places the organism in Eukaryota, Metazoa, Porifera, Homoscleromorpha, Homosclerophorida, Plakinidae. Gene Ontology annotation, molecular function: ubiquitin protein ligase activity.
AUGGUCAGAGCACUUACAGCACUACAAAACUCUUCAGAAGACUUUGUGUUGAUGAAUAUACCACCAAUGUCCAAUGGCAUAACAAGUAUGAAUUCUGUGGUUGCUAUGGCAAUAGGCACAUUGAAAGUAGCAAGAGUAUGUGGAGAGAUAAAAGAAUUAGGAAUCAUUUGUGCACGAGUAGGAUUAUCUGCUAGGAAACAGAUCACUUUUUGUGCACCCUUAGGUGGCCAAGAGGCAUCACACUGUCAACAAGAGCUUCUCCGACUGAUUGAUCGGUUGGGUCCCAGUAAUCAAAGUGGAUUGACCAAAAAGGAAAUUGAUCGCUUGCCGUGUAAGAAGUUGAUGAAGGCAGAUGACUUAUCGAACACUGAUCAAAGGAACUGUGUAAUUUGUUUGACUGAUUUUAAGAAGGGACAGAAUCUUCGAGUAUUACCAUGCUCUCACAGAUUUCAUAAGCCAUGCAUUGACAAGUGGCUAAAGGUUAUUUUGUUGAUCAGGGAAAGAUAA